AUGGGUGGUACCCUUAAGCUAAUCAGGGGGCAGUGGGAAGCCGCUGAUCUCCUCUUACGAUUCUUGCAGCUCUCUUGCGGAGUCGCAUCGUCGGAGGACAUGAAGCCGUACCUCAUUCCCGACCCUACAUGGCAACACUCAAAUCUGAAUGGGGCUUUGGGUGUGGUGCUGCACCUGCUGAGCUACAGGGAUAGGGGCAGGUUUCGUUUUGCAAGGGAGGUUGCUCGACUCUUCUCCUUCAUCUUCCUGCAGCUGGUUGCCAAGGCCACUCUGAACAAAAACGUCCAGAUUAUUCCCCUGCCCACAUCUAGCAGCGACCUCCCCGGUGGGACACCCUGCAACCUGGCAGGAUGGGGCAGGAUUGAUGACCACCGGAACACGGAGAAGCUCUUUGAGACCAACGUCACCAUCUACAGUCGUAAGAAGUGCAUGAAGUUCUACCCAGAGCUGGAGGACAGCAUGAUCUGCGCAGGCAGCUACAACCAGCUCCGGGAUACAAGCCAGGGCGAUUCCGGAGGCCCCAUGGUGUGCAACGGCGUGGUGCACGGAAUCGUCUCCUACGGCAACCACUUUCCUCCUGGAGUUUACGCUCGCAUCGGCCACUUCCUUCCCUGGAUCAAGAAAACCAUGGGAUCCUGAAGAGAAGAAGCAGCCAGCGACCGCGGCCUUGCUCACUAAGAAACCUUCUGCUUGCUAUAUAACCUGUAUGGCUUUCGUUCUGCA
Molecule: messenger RNA, 723 nt
Organism: Zootoca vivipara (common lizard)
Lineage: Eukaryota; Metazoa; Chordata; Lepidosauria; Squamata; Lacertidae
Source: RefSeq, a predicted model, not a curated record